AUGUACACUUUAGUCGGUCACAUGUCACUGAAUGCUUGCAUAUGCACACCCGUUUAUUCUUGCCACGAUCAAUUGCAGAUCCCCUUUCCUUUCUUUUAAAUCAUCUCCCUCAGCAUAAGCACCGAAAUUCUCAGGAUGUUUCUGCUUGGUUCUAUCGCUGGCCAGUUAUGUGUACCAUUCUACAGGAAAUGGAUUACUUAAUGCACGAUAAACUACCCCCUCUCCACUUCUUGAUCCAGGCAGGAAAUGACUCAACUAGGUUGUCCCUUUAAACUUGUUAGCCAUAUUCCCCCCCUUUCUUUCUCUCCUUCUCUUCUUCUUCCUUUCCUUUACCUUUUUUACCUCUUGUCCCGUAAGAGGGUUUUUAGAUACUUUUUUUUUCACAUAAUUUGAACUGACCUGGGC
Molecule: messenger RNA, 405 nt
Organism: Cokeromyces recurvatus
Lineage: Eukaryota; Fungi; Mucoromycota; Mucoromycetes; Mucorales; Mucoraceae
Exons: 1
Coding region: 42-272 (76 amino acids)
Source: RefSeq, a predicted model, not a curated record